Molecule: messenger RNA, 5067 nt
Organism: Calidris pugnax (ruff)
Lineage: Eukaryota; Metazoa; Chordata; Aves; Charadriiformes; Scolopacidae
Gene: EVC2
Product: Ellis van Creveld syndrome 2
Exons: 21
Coding region: 228-3911 (1227 amino acids)
Biological process (GO): smoothened signaling pathway
Cellular component (GO): plasma membrane protein complex; ciliary membrane
Source: RefSeq, a predicted model, not a curated record
CAUACUGCUUGACAAGCUGUGGGAGACCUCUAGAUCUGUGUUGUGUCUCUUCUAGUAGUUAAUUUUGAAACUCGAGGCUUUGUGGAACAGGGUUCUGUCUAAUUGUAAAGCAUAAAUUCAGCAUAAGAGUUCAAUAUUGGAGGUUUAUGAAAACAAUUCUUUUUUAUAAUUGCUCUCUUCUGUGUUAACUUUAGGUUAUUAAAGAUGAUCUGUGGCUUCAAAAAGAGAUGGGAUGUCUGGGAAUGGCUGCAAUGCCUUUACCUCUGGUCCUUCAAGCGAGUGAAGCCCCUCACCGGCUCUUGACAUCUGCAGCCUCGGAUGAUCAGUGGAGCCAUUCACUGUUUGCUUUGAUACCCUCAUGGACAAGGAAGAUUUUGUUCAAACGAGAGUCUUCUGUUAACCACCAGCUGCCUGAAGAUGUGUCCAGUAUGUCAUUGUCUUCUGGACUUGGAAUAACCCUUCAGAAAUGUGGCAUGGUGGAUGUUGAACAUGACCCUCAAACUGCAUACAUUACACUUCUGAUUAAUAACACCAACAUGCUGUUCUCAACAAACAUUACAGACCUUAUCCUCCUGGACAAUAUCACUGGUCUAGAUGUUCAAAAAAACAGUGGUAAUAAGACGACAGAUGGUAUACAGAUUUACAGGAAAAGAUUCUUGCAAGGUGGAGAGUACUUUGCAAUCAACUACUCUGCACUUCUUGAUGCAAAGGAAAUGUGGGAUGGCAGGGUUUUGACACUACCUGUGAAGCUAACAUUCCGGAGUUCUUCACAGAAUAAAACGGAUCUCAUAUCAUUGACAGCAUCGUUCACCAUAACUGAAGAAGAAAAGACCAAGAUUUCGUACAGCCUUGCCAUCCAUGCUUCUGGGUUCUUCAUUGCUUUUUUUGUUUCCCUUGUAUUGACAAGUGCUAUUUUUUGUAUUGUUUACCGAACCCAAAUAUUAAAAUGGAGUUUCCGUAGUAAAAACGAGGAGAUACAUCAUGAACUCAACCAAAAUCACAAACUGGAGCAUUCUCAGUUUAAUUCAGGUGAUCUCUUUAGUGAAGAUAUUAUGAAUGACCAAAUCAUCGAUAUUCUGUCCUUUGAAGAAUCUGGGAAUAUGCUUCAGGCUUUAGAAGACUUGGAGGUCGCCAGCCUGACGCGGGCAGAUGCUGAUCUGGAGGCAUAUCGAAUGCAGAUGUGUAAAGAAGUGAUCGCUAUGAUGAUGAAGAACAUGGUCUUAAGUCACAGCCUCUUUCCUCAUGUGGAGAAGAGGAUGAGUUCAAUUUUCAAAAAGCAGUUCCUUGCAAUGGAGAAAGAGAUUCAAGAAGAGUAUGAAAGGAAGAUGGUGGCUUUAACAGCUGAAUGUAAUCUGGAAACUAGGAAGAAAAUGGAGGCUCAACACCAAAAAGCAAAAAAUGCAAAUGAAGAGGCUGAAGAAUUAAUGAAAAAAACUAAUGAAAAGCCUGCUGUAGAGUACAGAAGUCUUCUUGACAGACUUCACAGACUGGAGCAGGACCACCUGAAGAGGUUCCUUCUGGUAAAGCAGGAAGAAUAUUUUGCAAAGGCUUAUAGGCAGCUGGCUGUUACCCAGAGAAAGGAGCUCCAUAACAUCUUUUUUACACAGAUAUCAAAUGCUACUUUCAAGGGAGAACUGAAGUUGGAAGCAGCUAAAACUUUAGUGGAAGAUUACUCUAAAAUACAGGGAGACAUUGAAGAGCUAAUGGAUUUUUUGCAAGCUAGCAAGAAAUACCAUCUGAAUAGAAGAUUUGCCUACAGAAAAUAUCUUAUAAGUAAGAUACACUUGAGGUAUUCUCAAGCUUCUGCUCUUAUAAAUGCAGCAGCAACCCAGAUAUCAAGUCUCAUUAAUAAGAUGGAAAGAGCAGGCCAUCUACCUGAAAGCCAUUUGGGAGUGCUGCUGGACCGAGCUGAGGCUGAAAUUAAUUCUGUUAAACAGAAAUUCGAUCAUGAUUUCAAACAAGAAAAGCAAAAGCUUCGCCAGAAACUCAUUACCAAGCGAAGGCGGGAAGUGCUACAAAAGCAGAAAGAGCAUCGGAAGGAGCAGCUGUCACUUGGAGACCCUUUCAAAACUACUAAGGAGAUCACUCCCUACCUCAGCCAGUGGAAAAAUCUUCUGAGCGAUCACACCAUUGAAUUUGAAGAACUUACUGAAAAGCUUGACAAUGAGGCCAGUGAAGAGCUGAAAGAGCUUCUAUUUAGUCUAACAGAGAAAACUGUUGAAGAGCUUAAACGUGUUCAGUAUGGAGUAUUUGUGCAAGAACUGGUGAAGCUCAGUGUGCCAAAGAUGUUCCUGCUGGAAGCUGUGGAGGAACAUAAAAAAGAAAUGGUUGUUAAACACGAGCAGCUUGAAAGGGAAGAGCGUGAUAAGAGCGUGGCAGCUGAAGAGCUGCUUCAGCUCACCAGGCAGAAGCUCAGCCAAGAACUAGAAACGAGCAUUUUGGAACAAAAAAAAUUAAGGAGCUGGGAACAAUCAGUAUUCAUGCAUCUUCUAAGUUUACCCCUGUCACUAUCAGAAGAGGAAUUGCUUAGAAUGAGGCAAGAGCUGCACUGCUGCUUCUCUCAGGUGGACAGCAGCUUGGCUUGGCCCAAGAUAAGAGCCAGAACCUUGCUUCAGACAUUUGAGAUGGAGCAGAGGGAUGCAGAGAUGCUGAAAGUCGAUCAGACUUUAGCAAUGACCAAUAAACAGCAGCAUUCUAAAAUGAAAGCACCAGGAUCCAGGAACAGAAAUAAGAUAGAUAUUCUGAAGAAAUCUUUACAGGACAAAAUACUUAUUUAUGAAGACUCAGUGAAAGAUGAAAAUUUGAAUAAGGUUCAGUUUGAGUUGCUGCUUGAGCGAGAGUGUCAACUGCGUGAUCUGGAAAAUAAACUUGGAGAGUAUAUUGCUGCUUUAGCCUUUCAAAAGACUGUUAAAAAAUCCAAAAUGUUGGAGCUGUAUACUGCUGUCAUAAGUGUGCAAGCUUUGCUCUUUGAACAACUGAGCACGUCAAAAACCCUGUCAAAAUUGGAAUGUAUUCAGAUUUUAGAAGCACAUAAUCCUGAGAUUGAAGAACUUGACAGGAAGCUGGAGUAUGAGAUGUUGCAUAAGGAGUCAGCUCAGAGGCAGCAGCAUCUAACGAGCAGGCAGAGGUGGACCCCAGAUGGAUUUGGACUUUUGAGUGAAGCUGUGGAAACAAAUGCAGACAGACAGGUGACAGUUCUGCUAAGACAGGCCAUGAGUAAAUGUGGGCAAUUUAUAAAUCUGCACCAGCAAAGUCUGAGAGAUGAGCAAUGGAAUUGCGUGGUGCUUGAAGAUCUCCUGGAAAAUAUAGAAAUGGAUGCAUUUUUGGCACUUUAUAGUCAGGAGCUCCGUCUGGCAGGUUAUUUAGCUAAACUCAUGAGGGUACCAAUGGGGAUGUUGCAUAGGAUCCUGAAUUUGUUGCUGCCCUCCAGCUCACAAAGUGAGGUUCUUUCUGUCCUCAAUUCCAUCAGUAAAUAUUCAGAUGGUGUUGCUGAAAGUGACAGUAAUGCAGAUGAGUCUGGCAGCUGUAAGAAAAGGAAGAACCAGGAGUUGUGGCAAACACUGGAGGACAAAGUAAGGCAAGAUCUCAUAAACAGAAGUUUGGAAAAGUUCCCUUCUCUAAACAAGAGAAAAGACAGCUUGGUAAAGAAGAAGCAACUUGCCCUCUUGGAAGAAGCCUCAUUCCUUCAUCUUGGAUGUUUGCCUACACGUCCUCCUAUGGAACAGUCUGACCCUCCUGUUCCCUUGAACAUUGCAGCUGCAGAAGCCAUAGAGCUAUUAGACACAGGGGAGAAGGUGGUGGUGUUCCGUGAGCUGAGUCAUCCAAUACUUUCUUUGCAUAAUUCUCCCAGGAAAAAGAAAAAGAACUUUCUGAAUUCCAAAAAGGCUGCUCAUGCAAAUAUGGACUCGUGAGGGCGACUUCCAUUCCAAAGUAUCAAUUAGGGAAGAGGAAGUUAUUUAAAAUUCAGCAAAAUAAUGAGAAAGAAUGAAGUGUGCAGUUUAAAUAACACGUACAUUGUUUUAAUCUCAUUUGUCUGACAUUGUAAAUAGCUGUAAUUUUAGAACGCCGCAGUUAGCAACGUGCAUUGUGCAUUUUUUAAUUCUUGUCAGCGUAUGAUGCAGUAGAUGAAAUAUGGAUGUUUUAUGACGCACUUUCUGGCAGGCAGGACUGUUCUUUCAGUACAUUUUCAUCAUUUUUGCACUGAUUUUACUGUAGCUGUAUUUUCAUUAUUUAUAGGAAGGCUAUUUAUUAUAUAAAGUAAGUACUGAUUUACUAUUCUUGUAUUUAUGUAUUCUUGUAAUAAGCUACGGUAUAGCAGAUGGCAUGAAGAGAUGAAGUGGAUGACCCACAAGUCCUCUGUUCUCUGAUUUUCUGUUAUUCUAGCUAAUUUACUGUUUAAUAUUGUGUUCCUUAUAGGCUUUGAGGGUUGCUUCUGCAGUCUGUGUUCUACAAUGAUAGCUCAUAGUCCAGAUAUUCAGCAUAUACACACGAACUAAGCCUUACAGCCUGGAGUCACUUCAGCUUUUCGCUAUUCUUUCUAAAAUUACUUCAGUUGAACUAUGAAUGUGGCUGCAGUUGAAAAGUGUACUAAAUAUUUGCAACUUAAUGCAAUCUUUUUCUUGGGGAACCAAUGUUCACACUUGCUCAGCAGAAAAGGGAAAAUUGUAAAUGGGCAUGUAAUACCUUCAAAAGCUUUUUUGAUUGCAAUACUGCCACUUGCCACAAUUUUAGGUGUGUAUUUUUGAAGUUCUUAUUCCCAGAUUUCUCUAAAUUGAUGAGAAUGUAAUUUUAUAUUUCAAAAAGAGUUCAUUUCUAAACCUUUCUAGUUGACAGAAAACAGCCUGUUAAGUAUGAACUCUAAAAACAGGAACAGGAAAAGGCUAAUUAAAGAAACACAGAUAUUUAUUAAUAUUUCAUGAUAUUCAAGCCUGUUUUGAAAUUUUUUUGAACUGCAUUUAAAUGUUAUGCUCUAAGGGUACUGUGAUCAUAUAUUUUGCAAUUUUUCACGCAUGGAGUUUGUGGUUCUUUUUAUUACUAGGGUGCCAAUUUCAUUAUAAAAAUAAAAAU